Messenger RNA from Acromyrmex echinatior (Panamanian leafcutter ant), 4270 nucleotides. RefSeq names its product Organic cation transporter (gene Orct). Lineage: Eukaryota; Metazoa; Arthropoda; Insecta; Hymenoptera; Formicidae. The record is from RefSeq and is a predicted model, not a curated record. Gene Ontology annotation, cellular component: membrane. Gene Ontology annotation, molecular function: transmembrane transporter activity. Gene Ontology annotation, biological process: transmembrane transport.
AAAAUGUACAAGAAAAAGAUAUAUGAAAAAGAAAAGAGAGAAUAAAGAGAGAAAGAGAGAAAUAGAAACCUCAUCUUUAAACCUCUUUCAUUGGUUUAUACGCUCUAAAAACGGCCGCGUUGAGUUCGAGUGAAAAACCGAGACAAGCCAGAUAGGGGCAAACACCUUUCCUGUCUUCGCGGCGUGGCUAUCAAGAAGGCGAGGUAUAUUGCGGCGCAGCGUGGCGCCCUUGCAAGGACAGCAGCCUUUUCAAUGUAUUCCAGCUCGUGAAUUUUUAACUCACUCUCCAUUACGCGUUUCACCGAGCCAGAUUCAAUUUGAAACGCGCUCACGUGACGAUGAAUUUACCUGUACGAUUAGCAGCAAAUAGUUGUGUUUGCUGAUGACAACAUUUCGAGUCUAUACGGAUUCUCUGAACUGUAUCGAUGCUGAAAGUGGUAUCGUCUACGAUACUUUCAUUGAGAAUAAAUUAUCAUGCUCGCAAAGACAGACGGAAAGAAAUAUCUUACAAAUAUCCUACAGUUAAUGAACAUUGCAUGAGACGAAUAAGGCAGAGGAAGAGAUACACAAGUUCUUCCAUCAGAAAUAGAAAAAAAAAAAUCUCAUCUUGAUUUAGAGAUGUUCCUCCUUCUCCUCUUCGUCGGAAAUUCGCCGACUCCCUUCAGCGGUCGCGUCCAGCAGAAAAGAUAAAGGCCUGUUAAGGCCUGUCCAGAUUUGCAUAAAGCGUAGGUACGCAGAAGAAGGAGAAAGGAGUAGCAGUCGAUCAUGCGUCUAAGGAACGCAAUUGGCAUCCUUCGCGUUAAGCAAAACUCGACCUAGAUCGAUGGAUUUUUUUCUUCUUGCGCGCGAGAAUGCGGGUUACGCGAUUAUGCAAAUCGGACAAACAAAACUUUUGCGCGAUUCUCUCGAUGUGACGCAUUUUACGUUUAUCAAGCGCGUAUCUUUAAUUGAUUAAAAAAGAAGAUGAAAUUACCAGCAAAUACAUUGAAAGUUCUCCAGCCGCUGUCUUCUUGCCCGCAAUUGCUACUCUACAGUUUAAACAGGUGAUCAUUCUUUCCUGACUUUCAAGAAUGCUCAACGUAAAGGGUUAUACGCUUGUAACAGGACCUCCAUUGUCAUGUAUGUAUAAUCGGAGCACGUAUCUAAUCAAGAUUAAAAUGAAUGCAAUAUCAUGUUAACUCAUGACGAGGAUAACAUUCAUUUUUUAUUAAAUAUUUACCAUAUCCAUCUUGAUUUAUUUGUUUAUCGGUUACGCUUCAUACAUAAUUCGCAUUGCGUUUACCAUCAGGUGCAUUCUCGUGAGAGCCUUCGACAGAGAACUGUUUGCUCAUUAGAGAAGCGGCUAAUGCAGAGCGACGACUUCGGCCGAGACACCGGAGUUAUUCUUUCUCUCUCUCUCUCUCUCUCUCUCUCUCUCUCUCUCUCUCUCCCUGUUCCAUUCGCACUCGCGAGAAACCAGUUGCGAUUUUUCACGCAGUGGGAACUAGAAGCCGUUCCCUACUAUAAAUAGCCUUCGGGUUUUGCACUGGGGCUGACGAUGUCGGCCUCCGACACGGCGACGACGGUAGAUGCGGUAGAAACGCGACUGAGAGAGCAAAGAGGGUCCAUGUCAUGGUCUGCGUUGGAAUUUUUAUUAGAUGAGAAGGAGAGGCAUCGUCACGGGCGAUCGAUUGACUCCGCUUGAUGAAACUGCCAUCGUUUCGCCCGGAAGUCGAUUUAAGGAAACGCCCAAUGUGUUCGGAAAUCCGAUAAGCGAUUUUGGUCGUCUCUACCAUUGGAUCCAACCUUAGCUAGGAAUAUCUCGAGGAGUGCCCUCGUGAACCGCGUCUAUUUCUUACAGCCACUUCCAAAUGUCACGACGAAAAAAUUCUCGUGACACGAGAUAACGAUGUCAAAAUCGAUAGAAUAUUAUUAAAACGAUUCGUCCGUUACGAACGAAAUCGUUAAAUGUGAAAUCGUGUGCCGAUUAAAUUCCAAUAGAGAGAUAUUUUUAUUUACAAGGGUUCUAAUAAAAGUUUUCUCUCACGCAUUGAGAAAUAUCGUAAAUACGGAAACGCAGGAUAUACUCCGGACGAAAUGGCGUACGACGAUGUUAUUCUUCGUAUGGGCGAGUUCGGUCGCUACCAGCGCAGAAUCUAUCUUCUACUCUGUCUUCCAGCAAUAUCGUGUGCCUUUCACAAGCUAGCUGGCGUAUUUCUCGGAGCCAAAAUGGAUUCGAGGUGUUUACUUCCACACGAGAACGCGGAGAACGUCACGUUUCACCUAAGCCAGGAUGUAUUGAACGCGAGCUAUCCAUGGGACUACGAACUCCGAGGGUGGUCCCAGUGCAUGAGGCGUGACAUUAUCGGCCUCACGAAUGGCACGAUUAUUGGAACUGCUAUUGGUAACGGCACCGAAGAGGGAGGCAUCAGUAGUUGCAAGGAAUAUGUGUACGACAGAAGUGUGUACAAAAGUACAACCACUUCCGAGUGGAACUUGGUCUGUGACAAGGCGUGGCUGAGAGCGACGGGGGACUCGUUGUUCAUGGUAGGAGUCAUGCUUGGCUCGAUGUUAUUCGGCGGUUUGUCUGAUAAAUAUGGUCGUAGACCAAUUUUCUUCCUGUCUUUAGUCAUACAGCUGGCUGGCGGUAUAUUAGUCGCUGUCGCGCCCGAAUUUAUUUCCUACGUAAUCUUCAGGCUAAUUGUUGGCUCAACCACCAGUGGGGUGUUCUUAGUGGCUUAUGUCAUAGCUUUGGAGAUGGUCGGACCGAAAAAGCGACUAGUAGCCAGUGUCGGUUGCCAAUUAUUUUUUACUACCGGAUAUAUACUCACCGCUGGUUUCGCGUAUUUUAUUACCGACUGGAGAAUGCUACAAGUAGCUAUCACAGUACCAAGUAUCGCGUUUCUACUUUAUUGGUGGUUUAUUCCCGAGUCUGCUCGAUGGCUUCUAACAAAAGGUCGACUCCAAGAAGCGAAGGAUUUGCUGCAACGUGCUUCUCUGGAAAAUGGUGUAGAGAUGCCAAGCGAGGUUUUAGAUACGCUUCUUAAUAAUAACAGUGAGGAUAGUAUGCCCGAUACGAAAAAGCCUUCGCUCUUCGAUCUGUUCCGUUAUCCGAACUUAAGGCGAAAGAGCAUGCUUCUGUUUUUUAAUUGGCUCGUUAACAGUGGCACGUACUAUGGAUUAUCUUGGCACGCGUCCAAUCUUGGUGGUAACGACUACGUCAAUUUUGUAAUAUCUGGAAUUGUGGAAGUACCGGCAUACACAUUCCUGAUUUUCACUCUGAAUCGCUGGGGCAGAAAGAUCAUUAUUUGUGGAUGUAUGAUGUUGUCCGGCUUAGCAUUACUUGCCACGUUAUUUAUCCCUGCCAAUAUGCCGUGGUUAAUCGUUUGUUCAGCAAUGAUAGGAAAACUUGCUAUUACCUCCUCUUAUGGCGCAAUUUAUGUGUUUACUGCCGAACAAUUUCCGACUGUCAUUCGAAACGUCGGAUUGGGUGCGAGUUCCACCUUUGCCCGAAUUGGCGGAGUUAUCGCUCCAUAUGUUAAUCAUUUGUCUGAAGUAUGGAUGCCAUUACCAUUAGUUAUAUUCGGAUCUUGCGCCUUAUUUGGUGGACUAAUGUCUCUUCUUCUUCCGGAGACUCUGAACAAAAAACUUCCUGAAUCGAUUCAAGAUGGCGAACUUUUUGGAAAGAAGCCUAAGAAGAAGAAGAAACAGCAGUUGAUGCUCGAACAGCUAAAUGACGUAGAAAUAAUAAAACCAUUGAAAGCGCAAGAGAAGCAGAAUGGUGUACAUGAAAAACAGAAUGGAUGACAUUAAUUUACGAACAUCAAUGUCGGUAUUACAUUCAAAAUAUGUAUCCGAUUCCCAUCUGACCAUACUUUAGAUGUCUGCCACAUGCAGUACACACGCCUACAGGGAACUUGGUAACGCGAUGAUACCAUCGAAUUUUGGUCUGAACUUCUAAUACCUACAAUCAAUUAACAUCUAUUCGUUCUUGAUCGAGCGAUCGUAUCUCAAGUGAGUUGGAUUAGACGUAAAAAUUAUUUAUACAGAAACAAAAGUUAAUCAACUAUUAGAAGAUACGUACAUGUUCUAAUACUUUGAAAGUAGAUACGAUGAUGGCGUUUAUUUAGAUGUCACCAUAAUGUGUUGCGAUAGUCCAUAAACGAUAAGAAUUCUGCCGACAAACAUAUCACUAUCUCGACAUCUAAAUAAAUAAAUCCUUUAUAAAUAAUGGCUACGGAUUAUGUAUGAAACAUUGCAACUUAUCAAUAUAAAAACUUUUUUGCUAGUA